UAUUUCCUCUACCUUAAUAUUUACAUUAACAAAUUAAAACCAUCCUUUUUAUAACCCUCACCAUCUUCUUCUCUCCUCUCACUAUCUUCUUCUUCUUAUUCCGCCAUGGCUAUGUCUGGCUUCGCCACUGGUUCUCAUCCUCUGCAGGACUAUGACGAGAAGAAGCGGCAGUCUAUAUCUUCGAAGGUUUGCAGAGUUUGCGGAGAUGAGAUUGGAGUGAAGGAAGAUGGACAGAUAUUUGUGGCUUGUGGUGUUUGUGGGUUUCCAGUUUGCAGGCCUUGUUAUGAGUAUGAGAGAAGUGAAGGCAAUCAGUGCUGUCCUCAGUGUAACACUCGCUAUAAGCGUCACAGAGGUUGUCCAAGAGUUGCAGGAGAUGAAGAUGAUGAUAUUGAAGAGGACUUUGAUGAUGAUCAGAUUAAGCAUCAGCAUCACGAUGAUCCCAAUCACAAAAAUGUCUUUGCUUCUUCGGAAUAUGGGGACUAUGUUCAAAGACCAUUACAUACGGGAGGUGCAUUCUCUUCUGCAGGAAGUGUGGCCGGAGGUAAGGAAAUUGAGGCUGAGAGGGAGAUGUACAGUAAUGCAGAAUGGAAAGAAAGAGUAGAAAAGUGGAAAGUCCGGCAAGAAAAGAGAGGUUUAGUGAGCAAAGACGACGGAGGAAAUGAUCAGGGAGAAGAAGAUGAAUACCUUAUGGCUGAAGCAAGACAACCUCUGUGGCGAAAAAUUCCCAUUGCCUCGAGCAAAAUCAGCCCAUAUCGCAUUGUCAUUGUCAUACGACUUGUCGUUCUGUGCUUCUUUCUUCGUUUCCGUGUCUUAACUCCAGCUUAUGAUGCGUACCCAUUAUGGCUCGUCUCUGUAAUUUGCGAGAUAUGGUUUGCACUUUCUUGGAUACUUGACCAGUUCCCCAAAUGGUUCCCAAUUGAACGUGAAACUUAUCUUGAUCGUCUGUCUUUGAGAUUUGAGAGAGAAGGAGAGCCCAACAAAUUAGCUCCGGUUGAUUUUUUCGUCAGUACUGUGGAUCCUCUCAAGGAACCUCCGAUCAUUACAGCAAAUACUGUGCUUUCAAUCUUGUCUGUUGAUUACCCAGUUGAUAAGGUCAGCUGUUAUGUGUCGGACGAUGGUGCUUCGAUGCUUCUUUUCGAUUCACUAGCAGAAACUGCUGAGUUUGCUAGGAGAUGGGUGCCCUUCUGCAAGAAGCAUAACAUUGAGCCAAGGGCUCCUGAGUUCUACUUUUCUCAGAAGAUUGAUUACUUUAAAGAUAAGGUGCAUCCCAGCUUUGUGAAGGAGCGCAGGGCCAUGAAAAGAGAAUAUGAAGAAUUCAAGGUGAAGAUUAAUGCUUUGGUGGCAAAGGCUCAGAAAAAACCAGAAGAAGGAUGGGUUAUGCAGGAUGGGACCCCAUGGCCUGGAAACAACACAAGAGAUCAUCCUGGAAUGAUUCAGGUAUACCUUGGAAGUGAGGGUGCUCUUGAUGUGGAAGGUAAAGAGCUUCCUCGGCUUGUUUAUGUUUCUCGUGAGAAGCGGCCUGGUUAUAACCACCACAAGAAAGCAGGCGCCAUGAAUGCAUUGAUCCGAGUCUCUGCAGUACUCACCAAUGCACCUUUCAUGUUGAACUUGGAUUGUGAUCAUUACCUUAACAACAGCAAAGCUGCAAGGGAAGCCAUGUGCUUUUUAAUGGAUCCCCAGCUAGGGAAGAAGGUCUGCUAUGUCCAGUUUCCUCAGAGGUUCGAUGGUAUUGAUCGUCACGAUAGAUAUGCUAAUCGAAACACUGUGUUCUUCGACAUUAAUAUGAAAGGUCUAGAUGGAGUCCAAGGGCCAGUUUAUGUUGGUACAGGAUGUGUCUUCAACAGGCAGGCCUUGUAUGGCUAUGAUCCACCAGCGUCUGAGAAGAGGCCUAAAAUGACAUGUGAUUGCUGGCCUUCAUGGUGCUGCUGCUGCUGUGGAGGUUCAAGAAAGAAGUCAAAAUCCAAGAAGAAAGGACAAAGAAGUCUGCUUGGUGGACUACUUUCCAGGAAAAAGAAAAUGAUGGGAAAGAGCUACACGAGGAAAGGGUCUGGAUCAGUUUUUGAACUUGAAGAGAUUGAAGAAGGGCUUGAAGGUUAUGAAGAGUUAGAGAAAUCAUCACUAAUGUCACAAAAAAAUUUUGAGAAACGAUUCGGUCAAUCUCCAGUAUUCAUUGCCUCCACUCUCAUGGAAGAAGGUGGCCUCCCUGAAGGAACUAAUCCUUCAACACUCAUCAAGGAAGCUAUCCAUGUCAUUAGUUGUGACUAUGAGGAGAAAACUGAAUGGGGCAAAGAGGUUGGAUGGAUUUAUGGCUCGAUUACAGAGGAUAUCUUGACAGGAUUCAAGAUGCAUUGCAGAGGAUGGAAGUCAAUAUACUGUAGUCCUGAGAGAGCAGCAUUUAAAGGAUCAGCACCCAUUAAUCUAUCAGAUCGGUUGCAUCAGGUUCUGCGAUGGGCACUUGGCUCGGUCGAAAUUUUCCUGAGUCGCCAUUGUCCACUUUGGUAUGGCUAUGGAGGAAAGCUGAAAUGGCUAGAGAGACUUGCCUACAUUAACACCAUUGUUUAUCCUUUCACUUCCAUUCCUUUACUUGCAUACUGUACUGUUCCUGCCAUAUGCCUUCUGACCGGAAAAUUCAUCAUUCCAACACUGACCAACUUAGCUAGUGUAUGGUUCUUGGCACUUUUCCUCUCCAUCAUAGCAACAAGUGUCCUCGAGCUUCGAUGGAGUGGCGUAAGCAUCGAAGACUUGUGGCGUAACGAGCAGUUCUGGGUGAUCGGUGGCGUAUCAGCACAUCUUUUUGCAGUGUUCCAAGGCCUUCUCAAGGUUCUUGCUGGAGUUGACACAAACUUCACAGUCACAGCAAAAGCAGCAGAUGAUACAGAAUUUGGAGAACUCUACCUCUUCAAAUGGACAACUCUUCUCAUUCCACCAACAACUCUAAUAAUCAUAAACAUGGUAGGAGUUGUGGCUGGAGUUUCUGAUGCAAUCAACAAUGGAUAUGGCUCAUGGGGUCCCUUAUUCGGAAAGCUAUUUUUCGCCUUCUGGGUUAUUGCUCAUCUCUAUCCUUUCCUCAAAGGUCUAAUGGGAAGACAGAACAGGACUCCUACAAUUGUUGUCCUGUGGUCUAUCCUUCUGGCAUCAAUUUUCUCAUUGGUUUGGGUCAGAAUUGAUCCUUUCUUGCCUAAACAAACAGGCCCUGUUCUUAAACAAUGUGGGGUGGAGUGCUAGUGAUCCUUCCAUGCUAUUGUUUUUGGAUUUCAUUUGUUUCUACAGAAGAAUUUUUUAAGGUUUUGAAGAAAGUGAUGAGUACUCAGUACUAGAGAUUUUGUUGUUAAUAUGAAUGAGGAAGUCACUAGCUUAUGCAAACUUUUUAAGAGUACAUUAUAAGAAAUACAUGGAGAUAUGCCCUUGGUCAA
Messenger RNA from Manihot esculenta (cassava), 3413 nucleotides. RefSeq names its product cellulose synthase A catalytic subunit 4 [UDP-forming]. Gene Ontology annotation, molecular function: cellulose synthase (UDP-forming) activity. Gene Ontology annotation, biological process: cellulose biosynthetic process; plant-type primary cell wall biogenesis. Bases 106 to 3225 code for a protein of 1039 amino acids. The record is from RefSeq and is a predicted model, not a curated record. Gene Ontology annotation, cellular component: plasma membrane; trans-Golgi network. NCBI's taxonomy places the organism in Eukaryota, Viridiplantae, Streptophyta, Magnoliopsida, Malpighiales, Euphorbiaceae. The transcript is spliced from 12 exons.